Aedes aegypti (yellow fever mosquito) is the source of this 1385-nucleotide messenger RNA. Its product is annotated as omega-amidase NIT2. The record is from RefSeq and is a predicted model, not a curated record. The coding region runs from base 329 to 1159 and encodes 276 amino acids. Gene Ontology annotation, biological process: L-glutamine metabolic process; oxaloacetate metabolic process. The transcript is spliced from 2 exons. Lineage: Eukaryota; Metazoa; Arthropoda; Insecta; Diptera; Culicidae. Gene Ontology annotation, cellular component: mitochondrion. Gene Ontology annotation, molecular function: omega-amidase activity.
CAGCUCAUAUCAACAUUUGAUAGAGUAGCUACAGCAAUGUCUAUUCGAUGCCAUUGCAAGAAGAGAGUGAUCUAGGGUAAAAGAAUCCUUUAUAAAUAGCCGUUAAUGCAAACAACAGCUGAGUUGGGAUGUUGAUUUGAGGAAUCAGGCAGCUGAACUAGCUUAUCAGUACACUUGUCAAUUCAACUGACGGUGCAGCCGUAGUGAACGGUUACGGUUUGGCCUUUUAGGGGUCAUCGCAUAAUCUGGCAAGCGGAAAACUUGAUCGGACGGUCGUAGAAAUCGGUUCCUCAUUUACCAGUUAUAAGUUCGCAUUCGCAUUGUCAGGAUGGUCAUCAGGAUUGCACUGAUUCAGCUGAAGAUCGCUGGACCGAAGGAGAAGAUCCUGAAAAAUGCGGUCGACUUGAUUCGGAUUGCCAAGAAGGAAAAGGAUGCGAAUGUUGUGGUGCUACCGGAGAGCUUUAAUUGUCCUUAUAGUGAAGACAAUUUCGAAGCAAAUGCCGAGGAGAUUCCACAAGGUGAAACGAGCCAAACGUUGAGCAAAGCAGCGCGGGAUUUCGGUGUCUACGUCGUUGGAGGAACAUUCGUUGAAAAAUGCUGCGGGAAGCUCUACAAUACGUGCACCGUUUGGGGUCCAGAAGGAGAACUGGUAGCCAAACAUCGCAAGGUUCAUCUUUGUAGCACAAACAUCCCUGGAAAACUGGAGGUGGAUGAAUGCAAAGUAUUCACCGCUGGCAAUGACUACACGACUUUCUACGUAGGUGAAACCAAAAUCGGACUUGGAGUGUGUUGGGAUAUGCGCUUCCCUGAGUUUGCCAAUGCCUAUCGGGAAUUGGGUUGCGAUCUUUUGAUCUAUCCAGCGGUUUGUGACGUCUACACUGGAGAACUUCACUGGGAAUUGCUCGCCAGAGCUCGUGCUUUAGACAAUCAAGUGUUUGUUGCCUUUUGCGCUCCGGCAAGAGAUUCCCACGCAGAAUUGAUUUCCUAUGGUCAUUCCUUGGUCGUAGAUCCAUGGGGAAAAGUGAUUCAAAAAGGAACCGAAUUCCAGGAGAUCAUUGUGGCGGAUUUGGUGCUUAGGACACUUCCGGAGGUGAGGGGUCAAAUCCCCGUACUUAAGCAAAAGCGAUCGGAUUUGUAUGAAUUGAUCGUUAAAGAGUGACCUCAACAUGGCUGAUGUUGAGUGCUUAUUUUGUAUAGCUAAAAAGAAGAUUGUACUGCGAUGUCUGUGAAUGGUAGAGAAAUUUUAGCAAUUGAACAAGAUCUGUGUUUUUAGUAAAAUAGUUCUGUGGUAUACGAUUUAGUUGCUCCUGAUAAUAGCGUUCUUUGAUUCUAUCGUAAAGUCACUUCACUAAUGCAAUAAAAAAUCCUAAAAUGCCUAAGCAUAA